GAAUAACGUCGGGUCGGGUCAGCGGGCGCUGCAGUAGUCGCCGCAGCGGCGAUGGGAGCGGUGGGGACCAGGCGGCGGCGGCGGCGGCAGGAGGAGGAGCAGGGGCUUGGCACAAGAGCAGCGGCUGGGGGCGGCCAGCAGCAGCAGUAACAGCAGCAGCCGCCGCCGCCAGUAAACGCGGACGGUACCCGAGGGGACUACCCAGCCGGCCGGCCCUCGAAGCCGCGCUCGGGUCCCGCCGCACUGGGCGGCGGGGGAUGGGCAGGCGGCGGUCGUCCCGCCUGCUGAGGGUUGACCUCUGCCGGUCCCCGCCCUGAGCUGGACCCGAGCCCUCCGCCCGAAAUCCCUGCGUCCUCCACGGCCCAGGUUAAAUGGAAACCACCCUUGGGAGCUGGAUGCCUGCGUAGCCAUUCUACCAUAUCAGUGAAUUGCAAUGAGUGGAGGAGGAGAGCAGCCAGAUAUCCUCAGUGUUGGAAUCCUGGUCAAAGAAAGAUGGAAAGUAUUGAGGAAGAUUGGGGGUGGGGGCUUUGGAGAAAUUUACGAUGCCUUGGACAUGCUUACCAGGGAAAAUGUUGCACUGAAGGUGGAAUCAGCUCAACAACCAAAACAAGUUCUGAAAAUGGAGGUUGCUGUAUUGAAAAAACUACAAGGGAAAGACCAUGUUUGUAGAUUUAUUGGCUGUGGGAGGAAUGAUCGAUUCAACUAUGUGGUCAUGCAGUUGCAGGGUCGGAAUCUGGCGGAUCUACGCCGUAGUCAGUCUCGGGGCACAUUCACCAUUAGCACUACUCUUCGGUUGGGUAGACAGAUUCUGGAGUCUAUUGAGAGCAUCCAUUCUGUGGGAUUCUUGCACCGAGACAUCAAACCGUCAAACUUUGCCAUGGGUCGCUUUCCUAGUACAUGUAGGAAAUGUUACAUGCUUGAUUUUGGCUUGGCUCGACAAUUUACCAAUUCCUGUGGUGACGUCAGACCACCUCGAGCUGUGGCAGGCUUUCGAGGGACAGUUCGUUACGCAUCAAUCAAUGCUCAUCGGAACAGGGAAAUGGGAAGACAUGAUGACCUUUGGUCCUUAUUCUACAUGUUGGUGGAAUUUGUGGUUGGUCAGCUGCCUUGGAGAAAAAUAAAGGACAAGGAACAAGUGGGCUCUAUUAAGGAGAGGUACGAACACAGGCUUAUGUUGAAACAUCUCCCUCCAGAAUUCAGCAUCUUUCUGGACCACAUCUCCUCUUUGGAUUAUUUUACAAAACCAGACUACCAGCUUCUUGCAUCCGUGUUUGACAACAGCAUCAAUACCUUUGGAGUAAUUGAGAGUGACCCUUUCGACUGGGAGAAGACUGGAACUGAUGGCUCCCUCACCACCACCACUACUUCUGCCACUCCUCAGCUGCACACCCGCUUGACCCCUGCGGCAAUUGGAAUUGCCAAUGCCACUCCCAUCCCAGGAGACUUGCUUCGAGAAAAUACAGAUGAGGUGUUUCCAGAUGAACAGCUUAGUGAUGGAGAGAAUGGCAUCCCUGUUGGUGUGUCACCAGAUAAAUUGCCUGGAUCUCUGGGACACCCUCGUCCCCAGGAGAAGGAUGUCUGGGAAGAGAUGGAUACCAAUAGGAAUAAGAUAAAGCUUGGGAUUUGUAAGGCUGCUACUGAAGAGGAGAACAGCCAUGGUCAAGCAAAUGGUAUUCUGAAUGCUCCAAGCCUUGGUUCACCAAUUCGUGUCCGCUCAGAGAUUACUCAGCCAGACAGAGAUGUUCCAUUGGUGCGAAAGUUACGUUCCAUCCACAGCUUUGAGCUGGAAAAACGUUUGGUGCUGGAGCCAAAGCCAGAUACUGACAAGUUUAUUGAGACCUGCUUGGAGAAAAUGCAGAAAGAUUCCAGUGAAGGAAAGGAAUCUGUUCUCCCUGCUCUGCUUCAUAAGCCUUGUGUUCCUGCUGUGUCCCGUACUGACCACAUCUGGCACUAUGAUGAAGAGUAUCUUCCAGAUGCUUCCAAGCCUGCCUCUGCCAACACCCCUGAGCAGGCAGAUGGUGGUGGCAGCAAUGGAUUUGUAGCCGUUAACCUGAGCUCCUGCAAGCAGGAGGUUGACUCCAAAGAAUGGGUGAUUGUGGAUAAGGAACAGGACCUUCGGGAUUUUAGGACAAAUGAGGCUUUAGGCCAUAAAACAACUGGAAGCCCUUCCGAUGAGGAGCCCGAAGUCCUUCAAGUCCUAGAGGAAUCGCCUCAAGAUGAAAAGCUCCGAUUGGGUCCUUGGGCAGAAAAUGAUCAUUUAAAGAAGGAAACCUCAGGUGUGAUCGUAGCAGUUUCUGGGAAGUGCCCUGCCACUGCUGCUUCAGAACAAUAUGCAGAUAGGCUGGAACUCCAGGCUGGAGCUGGUAGUCAAUUUAUUGCAGUGACACCCACAAGUCCAAUGGAGGCACAAGCAGAAGGACCCCUUACAGCAAUUACAAUUCCUAGACGUUCUGUGGCAUCUACACAGUCGACUUCAGGUAGCUUUCAUUAUGGUCAGCAGCCAGAAAAGAAAGACCUUCAUCCCGUGGAGCCCACUGUGGAGCUUUACUCUCCAAGGGAGAGCUUCUCUGGCUUGGUUGUGACAGAGCGCGAACCUCCUAGUGGAGGAAGCAGAACAGACUUCGGGCAUCAGAUAGAUCAUAUUGGUCAUGACAUGUUACCCAGCAUUAGAGAGUGUGACAGCUCCCAAGACCUGGGACCAAAAGACCUUCCUGACCAUAACAGACUGGCUGUGAGAGAAUUUGAGGGUCUCCCUAGGGAAACGGAAGAGAAAAGCAUGCUUGUGGGGUCAGUUAAUGAAGAUGAGAAGUUGAGUAAAGGGCAACCUUAUAUUGAGAUCUCCCCUCUCCCAGGAGACUUGGUGACGGUGGAAAGGGAUCACUCAGCUACUACUGAACCUCUUGAUGUGACAAAGACACAGACUUUUAGUGUGGUGCCAAAUCAAGACAAAAGUCACGAGAUAGUGAAGCUUUUGGCAGUUGGAACUUCAGCAGUAUCUUCACGAGUUAUUGACCAACAUGUUGAAGGACAGAUAGGCCAGGUGGCAGCAAUGCAAAAAGGUAAGAUAUCUAAGGAGGAUGACAUCAAGAGUGAAGACUUGCUGAGUCAUCAAGGAGACCUCUCUACUUUUUUGUACCAAGAGGGUAAGAGAGAGAAAAUUGCCCCUAGAAAUGGAGAACUAUUUCAUUCUGUUUCAGAGAGUGAACAUUGUCCUCCAUCUCGGAAGGAUGUGGUUAGGUCAUCCUUUGUAACUAGACACAGCCGAAUCCCUGUUUUAGCACAAGAGAUAGAUUCAACUUUUGAAUCAUCCUGUCCAAUCUCUGCAAAAGAGAAGCUCCUCCAAAAGAAAGCUUAUCAGCCAGAUCUAGUCAAGCUUCUGGUGGAAAAAAGGCAACUCAAGUCUUUCCUUGGGGACCUCUCAAGUGCCUCUGAUAAAUUGCUAGAGGAGAGAUUAUCCACUAUUCCUGCUCCUUUUUCUGAGGAGGAAGUCUUCACUCCCUUUUCAAGACUGGCUGUAGACUCACACCUGAGCAGGUCAGCCGAAGACAGCUUUCUGACACCCAUCAUCUCCCAGUCCAGAAAGAGCAAAAUUCCAAGGCCAGUUUCAUGGGUCAACACAGAUCAAGUCAACAGCUCAACUUCAUCUCAGUUCUUGCCCCGGCCACCACCAGGAAAGCCACCCCUGAGGCCUGGAGUGGAAGCCAGGCUCCGCAGAUAUAAAGUCCUAGGGAGUAGCAGUUCCGACUCAGACCUUUUCUCCCGCCUGGCCCAAAUUCUUCAAAAUGGAUCUCAGAAACCCCGGAGCACUACUCAGUGCAAGAGUCCAGGAUCCCCUCACAAUCCAAAAACACCACCCAAGAGUCCAGUUGUCCCUCGCAGGAGUCCCAGUGCCUCUCCUCGAAGCUCUUCCUUGCCUCGCACAUCCAGUUCCUCACCAUCUAGGGCUGGACGGCCCCACCAUGACCAGAGGAGUUCAUCCCCGCAUCUGGGGAGAAGCAAGUCACCUCCCAGCCACUCAGGAUCUUCCUCCUCCAGGAGGUCCUGCCAACAGGAGCACUGCAAACCCAGCAAGAAUGGCCUGAAAGGAUCCAGCAGCCUCCACCACCACUCGGCCAGCACUAAAGCCCCCCCAGGGAAGAGUAAGUCAGCCAGUAAACUCAGCAGAUAGGAGCUAGGCUGCAUCUCUGUGAAAGGUGUGAGAUCUUCCUCCUAAAUCUGAUACAUGUGUGUCCCUGUACUGUCUAUUAAAAAAAAUCAGUGUUGAUCUUGUCUUGCAAAAGAAAGUAACAUGAUAAAAUAUUUAUAAGCAGAUAUAUGAUAAGAAAUUACCUAAGAUAGGCAGCAAGCAGAUCAGGAAUCAAUGUCUGCAUAGGAAGGGGCAAGCCAGCAAAAUCCAAGGGGGUGAAACUGGCUAAAUGAACUCUCAUUUCUUAUCUGCCUUCAAAACAAAAAUGUUGAAGGUAGGGGGCGGAUUGGAAUUUUAAGGGGUUUAGCCUACUUUUUUUAAGGCUCUGCUCAAAGAUUAUAUAGCAAAAGUGAAAUUUCUCACUUUAACAUUUGCUUUCCAAACUUCCCAACCUCGGAGAGUCAGAAUUGCUCCAAUAUUAGAGUAUGUAAGAAGUGUGUUGCUGGGGAGCCAGUGCUCGUAUACAUUUGGCUUGUGUGUUUAUCUGGUGUAUUGAGAGUUCACACCUUUACUUUGCCUCAUUCCUAGUACCCUCCCUGGAUUUCACAUUUUUUAAAGUUAGUGUUUGUCACCUGAUCCAAUCUCUCUUAUUUUGACAAUACAUUCUAACGUGCUUUUGGCAGCACAUGCUGAGAAUUUCAAAUCCAAUUACUUUUUUAAAUCCCCUAAUAUUUCUCUUUGGAGCAACAGUUACUUAACUCAGUAUAUUUUUAUUGUGAAAAAUAACUGAUGAAACUUAGGUGAAGGAAGGAAAAGUCUAAAUAGAACUACUUUGCAGGCUUCAGUGCUUUAGGAAGAGGGACAGAGUGUGGAGUAAUACCCUUCAAGAUAGAAGAACCCUCUUUCCCCUGUUAGUUUCCUCCUUGUGGAAGGAAAACUGACCAGAGAAGACCUUGCUUCCUUAAAUCUUCUAGGUACCAACUAUUUCCACUAUCAACCUCCAAGACAAUACCAGGGAAGUACAUUGCUGUGGAAUGUGACUUUAUGCUUUUAGAGCUUUAGAAAGAAAAAUAGGAAGAAAUUAGGUAUGUUGAGGCUUAAAAUUCUCAAACUUUGUAUUUUAUACAUUUAGCCAAUAAGGAAUGAGUAUCUGAGGAAAUAAAUUAAGGCUCAAUAUUUAUCUUUUAAGAUUUUAUUACCUGCUUCACCUGUGCUUUAGUUUGAAUAUUUGGGCUUCUUGACCUGAUUUCCAUGUAAUCUUAAUUUAUAAAGCUGUAAGGAGGAUCAUAUUUGUUCUGAUCUCACUCUUCUGCUAAGAGGAAUCAGUCAAAGUUAAAUUAUACUAGAUUUUUUAAAUGAGCUCUUUUAUACUCACAGUUUUUGUGUUGUAAAGACCUUAUUAAGGUCAGGUAAAUUGGUCUGCUUGCUGUUGAAAUUUGCCUUCUAGCAAACAUCUGUGCUUUCUCUUUGACCUUGUGUUUGCUGCCAAACCUAAUAUGGUUGAAUUGGAAAACAGAAAAAAAGAAAGAUAUUUCCUCACCAAGUGAACAUAUUCUAAUGCUGCAUCAAAGCUGCCCUGAAGCUGCACUGAACUUAUCUUGUUCUCUUUAUCUGUGUUGAGCUUUUUGAAAAAAAAACAAAAAACAAAAACUCAAAACACUAUUGAGGCAUAUACGGUCUCCCAUAAGAAAUAUAGCAUAGUGUGGAAUCUUAAUUUCUCUCUGGUUUCAAGACUACAGAGGAAUGCAAUAGAUAAGACAUAUUUGCUGUUUAACUAAAGCGACUGUAAUAUUGGAAGACCAAUCCUUCUGUAUUAUAUUGUAUAAUAGUUGCUAUAACACUACUUGCAUGUCUUCAUGGUAAAUUAUAUAAAUAUUUAUAAAUAUAUAGAGAAACAUAUGCUUAUAUAAACUCAUUCUUUCUCAUUCUCCACUUGUAAUUUCAAGAUCACAGAUGGUAAAAUUACUUUUUAUUGUGUGCCUCGUGUACACUUGGGCCUUGUCUAUCUUCAUUUUCUGAAAAUACGUUCUUGGCAUGUGACACUUAACAUUCUUUUUGCCUUCCUUGUGAAUAAUGCAAAGGUUGGCAGUCUUUAACAAGCCAAGAUAGGUUAUUUAAUUUUCAUUUUUAAAAGAUUUUAAUAGGGGAAAAAAUUACUAGGACACACUUGUAAUACUGGUUCAAAGAUUUGUCAUGUUAAUUACAUAAUUCUGUCCUUAUGGUUAGAGUGGAUAAACUGGGAUGAUAAUCAUGGGUCUGACAUAAAUUGAUUUAAAAACAAAAAUCUCUUAAAAAUUACCAUUCUGCUUUCCUCUUCUCACCUCACUUGGGGAGGUGGGCGGUGGGAAGUAAUCUACAAUUAAGAAAUUAUCUUUUUCCUGUUGUAUUAGCUAAAUUGUGCUAAAAGUAGCCAGCUUUAAAU
Messenger RNA from Mesoplodon densirostris (Blainville's beaked whale), 6548 nucleotides. RefSeq names its product tau tubulin kinase 2 (gene TTBK2). The record is from RefSeq and is a predicted model, not a curated record. Gene Ontology annotation, cellular component: ciliary basal body; ciliary transition zone; nucleus. Gene Ontology annotation, molecular function: protein serine/threonine kinase activity; ATP binding. Gene Ontology annotation, biological process: cilium assembly; signal transduction; peptidyl-serine phosphorylation. The transcript has 15 exons. NCBI's taxonomy places the organism in Eukaryota, Metazoa, Chordata, Mammalia, Artiodactyla, Ziphiidae. Bases 434 to 4168 code for a protein of 1244 amino acids.